AACCGGUAUAUAGGCUAUGCAGUUGACCUCAAUAAUGCACCGUUAGGUUACGAUAAAGUGCUUAUCAGUAUUAGAAUUGCAAUAAGGCGGUGGUUCGAAGGAAAUCAGGAUUCGUCAUAUAGACGCGCAUGAGAACACUCGAAAACCGGCCUGAAAUGACGUAGCCAGUGGAUCCCAGACUAGCCAGACUUGUACGCGUUAAAUCAGUGUUGCUUUAUUGUUGGCGAUCUCCAAAGUAAUCGUCUAUAGUGAUUCACCGAUCACUAUCAAUCCGCGGAACCACUAAUCGUGGCAUACACCUAACAGAAGUGCCAGAGUGUCAAUUGGUACAAAGGUGUUGGCUAACGAUGGUUGUUAAAAUCUACAUAUCGGGUAUCAGCGGGAACAAGGAAGUAAAAAAGAGGCAACAACGUGUUUUAAUGAUAUUAGACAGUAAAAAUGUGGAAUACGAAACUAUUGACAUAACUGAACCAGGAAAAGAGAUGGAGAAAGAAUUUAUGCAAUCUAAUAGUAUUGCAAGAGAAAGUAAAUAUCCAUUACCUCCACAAAUAUUUAAUGAAGAUGAAUAUUGUGGGGAUUAUGAAGAUUUUGAUUUGGCAAAUGAAAUAGAUGAAUUGGAACAAUUUUUGAAAGUGGCACCUCCUGCUAGUGCAACAGAAACUGCUCUUGAUUCAAAUCAGAGUAAGGACAUUCAAGAAAAUGGAAAUACUACAAGUCGAGAGCCUUCCAUAGAUAAAGAUGUGGCAACAGCACAGGCAGAAAGUACAGAGGAGAGGACAACUUUGCCAGAUGAAAAUAUAGAGUCAGAUGAAUCUAGACCUACAGAUCAUGAUGGUGGAACAAAAACAGAGGAUGCAGAGGAUAUGAAAGAGAGUGUUGAAAAAAAUGAAGAAAAAUCUGGGGAUCAAGAGAAGGAAGAGUAGGUGUUAAAUAAGCCCAUAUGAUAGUGGGACAUUCAUAUUUUUUUGACAUACUUGGUUUUUUUACCAGUAAGGGUAUUUUAUAAAAGUUAUAUUUAUCACACUUCUAAGGCUGAGUGAAGGUACUGCCAAGGUAAAUUUCUGCUUAGCAGAAAACAUAUUAAACAAACAGUAUAUUCGAAGUAUAAGUGAUACUUUUAUAGAAAUAUUUUAUAUUGCGAUCAAGCUUGUUUUCACCAUCAGAUUUUCAAUCGAUCUGAUUAGAAAAUAUGAAUUAAUUUCAUCAUUUUUCGUACCAGUAGUUAAUAUAAAUUUUUUAAAAUUCUUUAUACCAAUAUUUUUGAUCGUUUAUGCCGUAUUUUAUCUUUUAUUUUUAAUCACGAUUUUAAUAAUGCUGUAAGAAUAAUAAAUUUUCAGUAUUGAGGAUAUUUUUCUGUUACUCACUAAAAAGAUAACAAUGAAAUUAUUUAAUUUGUUUUCAUUUCAGAUAUCUUAUUAGGUAUUCAUUUCAUAAUUGUUUUUAAGCGUUCACUGAACGCCUCUGUAGAUUCACCAAUGGUCUAAGUUAUAAACUAUACUUCUCAGUGGUAGUGAGAAGUAACUUCCAUAAAUGCUCCAGAUUUUAUCAUUUUCAUUAUCCGAUUGUAUGCGAAAUUUUAACAGAAUGUAGAUUUUUAUUACGUAGUACUAGUAAGUUCGGACAGUACAACACUCAGUUUUGCAUAAGAUUACAAAAGACGACACAAAAUUAGUUACGAUAAAUUUUACAAAUACCGUGCGCACUAAUACUUCAUUAUUAUCAAGGUCAUCCUGAAGUAAUUCUUGAUAGUAUUUCCAUGAAAGUUAGAAUUAAUUUAGGAAAUUUUUUAGUUUCCCAUAAUCUAUCUGAUAAAAUUUAAGUUGUUAUAUUUGUAAUAAUCUAAUUCGUACAGAUACUUUUUUUAGUGAUAGAAAACAUGAAAAUCUUGAACCCAUUUAAUCAAAGGCCUACUUACGAUUAUUUUUACGAAAAUUAAUAUUGAUAAAAUAUAUUUAGCCAUACUAUAGUAUUCAUUUACACGGCUUGUAAUAAAUUUAUACUCUACUUACUUGCUGAUUAGAUAAUAGGCAGGUACGCAUUACGAAUAAAUCAAAAGCUUUAUGUGAGUUAUGAACCAUUUGUUAUAAGGCAAAAAAGCAUAAAAAUAAAGUUUAUGCGCGAGAUAAUAAGCCUGACUAAUUUUAAUAUAACAUACUGCAGCUUUUAAAUAUCAGAUAUUCGCUGUUAUAAUUAAGCUAGCAGCAAAAAAACAGAAACAGCAAAAAGCUUUACUACUUUCAAAUUGAGAUGUCCACCUCGUUAUUAUUACAGAAUUAUAUAUUCAUAAGCAAUAGGUGUUGGACAUGAGACUUAGAAUUAAUAAAUUUUAACAUUACAUAUUGGAAAUACAUAAUUUAUAUUUAUGAGAACAAUUAUUCGCUAUACACGAUGUAUAUGAGUCAUAUCGAUCAUUGUUAUACAUAUAUAUGAAUCUACUAAUAAAUAUCAUUACAGAAAUUCAA
Osmia bicornis bicornis is the source of this 2462-nucleotide messenger RNA. RefSeq names its product SH3 domain-binding glutamic acid-rich protein homolog. The transcript is spliced from 5 exons. NCBI's taxonomy places the organism in Eukaryota, Metazoa, Arthropoda, Insecta, Hymenoptera, Megachilidae. The coding region runs from base 348 to 923 and encodes 191 amino acids. Gene Ontology annotation, cellular component: cytoplasm. The record is from RefSeq and is a predicted model, not a curated record.